Molecule: messenger RNA, 2321 nt
Organism: Clarias gariepinus (North African catfish)
Lineage: Eukaryota; Metazoa; Chordata; Actinopteri; Siluriformes; Clariidae
Product: protein CutA homolog
Exons: 6
Coding region: 146-634 (162 amino acids)
Biological process (GO): response to metal ion
Molecular function (GO): copper ion binding
Source: RefSeq, a predicted model, not a curated record
UGAAACUGUUAGCGCCGCUUCAAGGUUUCAACAGAAAUGUCGCGUGCACAGCUGUACUAGUCUGUUUCUUUUAUUUAGCCGUUUUUUUUUUCUUCCGUCGCUGGAAGGUUAGCUGGUCCUGCAGUGUGUCGCUAAAGUUUACGGAAUGGACUGGUUUUGUCCUCGGUGGCACACGGAUCAGAUUUCCCACAGCACCACUAGAGCUCGAGUUCUUGUCAUUUUCUGGACAAUGAUCCUGACCAUGAUGCUGUACCCAGUGAUGUCAAUGUUAGCUAUUCAGAUGUACACAGCCCUGAGUGGCAGUUACCUCGCUGGACAUCAUUCUGUAUUGAUCAUCAACUGUCCUUCUGAGCAAACCGCUAAAGACAUUGGCAGAUACAUCAUGGAGAAAAGAAUGGCAGCAUCUGUGAAUAUUCUCCCCCGCACAUCCACCAUGUUUUACUGGAAAGGGGCAAUUCAAGAAUCAUCUGAAACUCUUCUGCUUGUGAGGACCAGAACUUCUGUGAUUCAGCGGCUGUCUGAUUUUGUUAAAACCAUACAUCCAUAUGAAACUCCAGAAAUCUUCAGUUUUCCCAUGCAAGAUGGAAGUCACUCUUACUUGAAAUGGAUAGAUGAUGCAGUUCCUGAUGUAUAACUCAAUCAUUGUCUAUCAUCAUAUAAACGUACUUUCCUACUGGUUGGACAACAUUUAGCACUGGUCGUUACAACAGGUGCUAUUUCCUGGAUAAAGAAAUUUUGGUCAAGCUGGCAGUUAAAUAAAAAAAAAAAAAAAAAAAAGAUGAACCUAUCAGCAAAUGGCUAAGUGAAAGCAAAGUGGUGCAGUAGGAAAGAGUUUUGCCCUAUCUUUGUGAGAUCACGGGUUCAAACCAUGGCCAUGUGUGGCCAUAAAAGAGAGCGCAGUUGGCUCUGCACGCUCAAGCAUGUUCAGCUGCCCAGUGACUUUGCAUGAGCAGAAGUUUAAAAUGUUGUGCAAGCUUUCUCUGUCUUACAGGACUCUAAGCAUUUAAGAACUGUUCUUUAAUAACUACCAAAUAUUAACGCUCAUGCUAUGACUAAGUUGGAAGAAAACUGGAUAAAAAAUUAAACAUGGGAGAAUUUAAGAAUGCAUGAUAUUAAACAUACAUAUAAAUUACUUGGUAACCAAAGAUUACAUGAAUAAAAAUGACCUGCACUUGAGUGAGAUAGGUGAGAUAAGUGAGUGAUCAACUUUAUUAUUUAAACCCUAGUUACAGUAAUGAAACUACUGUAAAACAUUCUUUAGUGUACUUCACACUGACUAAAGCAUACACAUACAGUAUACAGAGAAACACAAUAAAUGUAACUAGCUAUCACCAUCCCGUUAUCAGUAUCUCUUUAUCUUAUGCAACUUUAGGUGUGAAUGACAGUAUAAUUUGACAGCAAGGAUAAAGCUGAUAGUUAUUAUUCCCAAAUUUCUGCAGAAAAAAACAAAUAAAUGCAUUCACAGUUCAGAAAGAAUAACAAUAAUGAUAAAAAAACUUCACCACUCCUGAAUCCAUUUAACUUUCCUUUUUCUUACUCUUUGUAUUUUCAUUGGUUUAUAUCUCAGCCUCUUAGUGUGUUAGCAGACUUGAUUAAUACCUAAUGUUAAGUCAGGAUAGGAUUUUACAAACACCCGACAUACUGUAGCACUUUUUGUGAAUUACUAUUAUAGGAUUAUCAAGAAAAUCACUCAUGACUCAUGAUUAUGAGCAGCUCAGGAAUUUACAUAAAUGCAGAUUUUACCAAGAUUGAGAUUUUUUUUGUGUGUGUUUUCAGAAUUUAUGGCAAAGGCAGCAUUUUUAGCGUAUCAUGCCAUGAACGUAUGACACCCUUAAAUGGCUUAGAAUUCCCUUUAAUUCCUCUCGCCUUUGUACACAUAUGAAGAGAUUUUUAUUUAGUCUACUUUACUGUAUGCUUGUGACUACUGUAUGGUCAGAGUUACAGGUUAGGCUUUUCCUCCAAACCUGAUCAUAUUCUCUUAAAAGAGCUCUCAGGGGUAUUACAAUGUAUGAGAAGUGUAUAAAUGUGGUGGAGUGGAUUGCUAACUAAAUCCUAGCUCAUUAUGCUGAGUAGUGAGCAUGGCCGAGUGAUUUUAUUAGCAUCUGCCUUGGGCUUGCCUGAAGCUGACCUACUGCAAUCAAAAAUCUUUAGAAAGGGACAACGUUUAAAAAUUAAUUUUCUUUUUACCCACCAAAUUAUCUAGCAACACAAUGUGGAAAUUUUCAGAUCAGGACAAAAUAAUUUUUUAAUUCUUUCUUAGUAUUCGUUGGGGACAUCAUUAAGUAAGAUCAUUGAUUAAGAUGUUAGACUAUUGCAUAUAU